AGAGCCUUGAUCAGUACAAAAAGGAGGGCUGACUUUGUGGACCAGCCUCCUGCAGCCUUGUUUGAGAGGGAGGCAGCAAGUGAGCCAGAGAAGCUGUUGGGAAUUGUGAGCGUUUUGUUGCUGAGAUGGCCAGGUUGAGUAUGUGGCGGAGCCCCGUGGCGCUGCCCCUGUCCUGCAUGGAGGAGCCGGUCGCCUCGGGCGUUCGCAGGAGCAGCAGCAUGCCGGUGAUCCGGCAGGCGUACCCGGAGAGCAGCAGCGUCGUUCGGCCGUUCAGUGAGAUUCCUGGACUCUGGAAGAACGGGGUGGUCAACCUGUACAACUUCUGGAAACUGGACGGCUUUAGAAACCUUCACCGUAUCAUGCUGCAGAACUUCAACACAUUUGGACCCAUUUACAGGGAGAAAAUAGGUUAUUAUGAAAGUGUAAAUAUCAUCAAACCAGAGGAUGCUGCAAUUCUCUUUAAAGCAGAGGGCCAUUAUCCUAAAAGGCUGAAAGUUGAAGCAUGGACGUCAUACAGAGACUACAGGAACCGCAAAUAUGGGGUUCUCCUAAAGAAUGGUGAAGACUGGAGAAACAACCGUGUGAUUCUUAACAAGGAGGUGAUUUCCCUGAAGAUGCUAGAAAACUUUGUGCCACUGCUGGACGAUGUGGGCCAGGAUUUUGUGGCCAGAGUUCACAAAAAAAUUAAACGAAGUGGCCAGAACAAAUGGACCACAGACUUGUCUCAAGAACUUUUCAAAUACGCUCUAGAGUCGGUGAGCUCAGUGCUGUACGGGGAGCGGCUGGGCCUGAUGCUGGAUUACAUUGACCCUGAAGCUCAGCGCUUUAUAGACUGCAUCACACUCAUGUUCAAGACCACUUCCCCCAUGCUGUACAUUCCUCCUGCUCUGCUGAGGCAGGUCGGAGCAAAGGUGUGGCGGGACCACGUAGAGGCGUGGGAUGGAAUAUUUAACCAAGCUGACCGCUGCAUCCAGAACAUCUACAGGCAGCUGCGUCAGGAAACAGGAGCAUCCAAGGAAUACCCAGGAGUGUUGGCCAGUUUGCUUCUGUUGGACAAGCUGUCCAUUGAAGACAUCAAGGCCAGUGUGACUGAAUUAAUGGCUGGAGGAGUGGACACUACUUCCAUAACGCUCCUGUGGACGCUGUAUGAAUUAGCCAGACACCCAAACCUCCAGGAGGAGCUGAGGGCAGAGGUUGCUGCGGCUCGGACUGCAAGCCAGGGGGACAUGCUGGACAUGCUGAAGAGGAUUCCUUUGGUCAAAGGCGCUCUUAAAGAGACACUCAGAUUGCAUCCAGUUGCAGUAAGCCUGCAAAGAUACAUAGCUGAAGACAUAAUUAUUCAAAACUAUCACAUUCCAGCUGGGACUUUGGUCCAGUUAGGGCUUUAUGCGAUGGGCAGGGACCCAAAGGUGUUCUUCCGUCCAGAGCAGUACCUUCCGUCUCGCUGGCUGAGGACUGAAACGCAGUACUUCAGAAGCCUGGGCUUCGGCUUUGGUCCCCGUCAGUGUCUGGGACGCAGGAUAGCUGAGACGGAGAUGCAGAUCUUUCUUAUCCAUAUGCUUGAAAACUUCCGAAUUGAGAAGCAGCGCAAUUUGGAAGUACAGAGUAUGUUUGAGCUUAUUCUCUUGCCAGAUAAGCCUAUAAUAUUAACUCUGAAACCUCUGCAAGUCAGUCAGUAAAGCAUUUAGGACAUUUCUGAUGCAUGUGAAGCUGUUCUCUUUUCAAUAGCCCCUUUUAUGGGCUUCCAAGAGUAUUGCAGUCUUAAACGUCUUAAAUUCCUUAUGAAAAAGAUAAAAAUGUCACCUCAGAGGUUCAGUAGUCAUAUUUGCUGUACAUAGCUUAGUAAAUACUUUGAUUUAACAAUGGAUUUUUUGGUCUGUGUAAGCAAAAACUGGAUUCCAUCUCAUUCCUGUAAUAUAUUUAUGUAUAUUUGUUCAAGCCGAUAAGGAAUAAAUAGCAAAACUGA
Molecule: messenger RNA, 1966 nt
Organism: Xiphophorus hellerii (green swordtail)
Lineage: Eukaryota; Metazoa; Chordata; Actinopteri; Cyprinodontiformes; Poeciliidae
Gene: cyp11a1.2
Product: cytochrome P450 family 11 subfamily A member 1, tandem duplicate 2
Exons: 9
Coding region: 126-1679 (517 amino acids)
Biological process (GO): cellular response to peptide hormone stimulus; cholesterol metabolic process; glucocorticoid biosynthetic process
Cellular component (GO): mitochondrial inner membrane
Molecular function (GO): monooxygenase activity; oxidoreductase activity, acting on paired donors, with incorporation or reduction of molecular oxygen; heme binding
Source: RefSeq, a predicted model, not a curated record